AUGGCGUCUUCGAGGGCGAAUGAGGUGUUGAAAGAUUUGGUUGGAGCACUCGAUCUAUGUCGGGUGCGUGAGGAGAGGAACUUGGGUGAUGGCGAUGCAGAGAGUACAAAGCAUGACUUCGAUAUUGAGUACGAUGAGUCAACAAUCUCAAAGGUCCGCUUCACAGACUGCGAAGUUCGAAAUGUCCACGUGAAGGACUGCAACUGGAACAACGUCACGUUCACGGAUUGCAGGUUCUCGGACACGACUUUCAACGCGGUCAAGCUGGAGAAUGCGCACUUAUAUAAUGUCGACUUCCAUCAAGUCACAUUCGACAAGAUCGAGUUCAAGGACGUUCGCUGGACUGGAGAAUACCUGGAUAAUGCUUUCGUCUCUACCGAACACCUGGGUUACGCUGAUGGACAUGGAGGCCUGCCUGUCCGAGUACUCCACACUUCACGACACAGCCGGACAACGGGAGGCUUCAACUAUCGAGGAGAAAGAAGGGCAGAGCGUAAAGAAGAGCUUCUUGCGCGCUCUGAGCUGACGCAGGUCGAGCUCGUAGUCUCGCAACGCCCCCAAACAGAGCUGCUGAAGCUUCCGGACAAUGUCUUCUCCACCAUAGUCGGGAUUCUGUGCCCACCAGGUCGUGUCAGGAUUGUCGACUUUCCGAAAGGACUGAAAGCGCCUCUACCUACGGAACAGACGACAUACCUGGUGAAACGAGCUGGUAGGAUAGACCGAUGCACGUACCUUGGCUGGCCAAUGAUUGUCACUGCUUCUUCCUUCAUCGGCAAUGCAGAGGAGGCUCCGUCCCUUGAACUUUGCGCCAACCUGCUUCGAGUGAACUGGAAGCGCUACAACUGCAGCGUUGACAAGCUCUACGACCGGACGUUCCAUUUCCACGGCAGCGCAAAUGCUUGCCUUGCCUUCUUACAUGACCAUCCCGCCAGAAUCAAGAGAGUCCGAAUCAGUGGGCUCGGCUUCACGACAAGUUGGUCGAGGAUCGCUACCAUCUUGACCUAUGGCUUCCCUGAGCUUGAAAGCCUGACUAUACAAUGGGACGACUCUUUCUGGGACACGCCGAGUUGGAAGGAUUUGUGUGCUUCCGGGGCAGCUGAUUCUCUCAUAACCUCCGCAGUAAAUGAUGGCUUCGAAGAUCAAGAGGAUGCAAUGUUAUCUACACAGCUCGCAGACCUCAGGCAUGUCGCUAGCAUUCCGUUCGGGGCCGCCCCCAGGCUGAUCAUCUACUAUUACAUCCGGGGACAAGAGCACGACGGCACCAGGAAAUCACUCGUGCGAAAGCUCAACGUCGCAAUACACAACAAGAGAGUGGGCCUAUCUGUGCCCCCAGUCAUUCGACACAUCUGUUCCAUGAAGCAGCUUGAACAAUGCCCGUUCGGCGUCCGACCACCUACACAUCUAUUCGAUCUGCCACAAAGUGUUCUCACGCGGAUCUUUCGGCAUGCAUUUCCCGCUAAAGGAAUCAAUAUCCUCGAUUAG
Molecule: messenger RNA, 1482 nt
Organism: Fulvia fulva
Lineage: Eukaryota; Fungi; Ascomycota; Dothideomycetes; Mycosphaerellales; Mycosphaerellaceae
Exons: 3
Coding region: 1-1482 (493 amino acids)
Source: RefSeq, a predicted model, not a curated record